This is a messenger RNA of Papaver somniferum (opium poppy), 2458 nucleotides long. RefSeq lists its product as uncharacterized. NCBI's taxonomy places the organism in Eukaryota, Viridiplantae, Streptophyta, Magnoliopsida, Ranunculales, Papaveraceae. Bases 199 to 2178 code for a protein of 659 amino acids. The transcript has a single exon. The record is from RefSeq and is a predicted model, not a curated record.
AUUUACAUUUGAACCCUGAGCCAUGACAUAUCUCUUCACUUUAACCCUUACCUUAAAUCUAGUAAAAAUAAAUGAAAUCGAAGCAUCUCUCUCCCUAAAAUGUCAGAGAUAAACAACAAGCAACACUUCACUAGAUUCUCAAAUCCUCACAAAUAACAAACACAUUUCAAACAAUCUUCUUCUUUUAUUUCUCUCAGAAUGAACCCUAAAAAUGAUAAUCCCCAAAAUCAUCUUCUUCGCCAACAAAACCCUAACCCUAUAACACCCGAAUCAGAACAACAGCAACAACACCAUCAGAAACCCCCAAUUCAUUUCCACAAUCUUCUAGAAGAAGAGAAACGAGACUCCCCCAUCCAAUCAAUUUCUGAUAUUGUUGUAUUUAGAGAUGAAGAUGAAGAAGAAGUUGAUGAAUCUGGUGGUGGAAGCCCUAGCUCAUCAGAUAUUGAUGAUUCUUCUUCUUCACAACAUCAAAAUCAAGGGAUUAUUACAUCAUCUACAAUUGUUCCAUCUGAAUUAAGAACAACACCAGUUUAUAUUAACACAGAACCACAUAUUUCUUCACAAUUUUAUACAUUUAAUCGUGAUUCUUAUGCAUUGAUGGUUCAAUGUAUUCUGGAGAGAAGAUUAGCAACAACAGAUGAGAUUCAGAAAGCUACACCAAGGUCUGUGCUUAAAAGCUGGAGGUCUGUAUGGAAAGAUCGGAACGAAGAUACUGCUUAUCUUACGGCAUGGAAACGGAUACAAGAUAAGUUAAAUGCUCAUAUUGAUGCUCAUGGUAAUCAAGUUUUGUAUUUUAAGAAUAAUGCGCAACAGUAUGUUUCACAUGUUAAUCAAUGGCAAGACAUUGUGAUGACUUAUCAUAGUGAUGGUGAUUUGAAACAUUUAGGGUUAAAAGAAACUAUUGAUAGGAUUAAACAGAUAUGGACUGUCGGGGCGAAGUUUUAUGGAAUUCCCGAGUCUUUUAUUAGGGUUUGUGUUAGUUCGUGCCUUGUUUGCAAUGGUCCUUCGGGUUCUAGUGGGAAAAAUAAAAGACGUAGGUUUGAGUAUACUGAAACAUUUGAAUUACCAGCGAAAGAAGUACCUCAAAGACUUCAGCAGUUAGCUGUAAAACAUAAGGUUGUGCUUUGUAUUAGACAAAAGUAUAUCAGGUAUAAACCAUUUAUGGCUGAAGUUAAAGAUUAUGCAUGUCAUAGAGCAGGACAGCCGUCUACGAAGAAAUCGAAGCUUUUGAAGAGGGAACCUUAUGCUUCCAAGAGAUGCGGAUGUGGGUUUAGAAUUAGGGCAAUUGUUCCGAUAGAAAAUUAUAAAGAGAAAGAUAAGACGUUUGUUUAUCAGGAUGAAGGAAUGGCAGUUUUCAAACUUUAUGCUGUUCAUUCAGGGCAUGAACCAGGGCCACUAGAUGGAAAUGCAAGGAUUGUGCACAGAGUUGUUGGGCAUAAAGGAGUAGAAAUGUUGAUGGAUCAGGAAAUAGUGUAUGGAAUGAAUGAGGAUAUGGAAACAGUUGCAUUUGGUUUGAUGGGUAAGGAUGAUGGUGAUUUGCAACUUUCUGUUAUGCUUAAAGUGCAGGAGUUAAAAGCUGAGGCUGCUUUGUUGGAUGGGAAAGUUGGGAAAUAUCCUCAGGAGCUUUUGGGUUCUUUGUCUCAGGAACUGUCUGAUAUUAUUAAUAGGCUUCGGAGUAUCGGGGAGGAUGUGUCUGGGCCAGUUGAAUUGCAUAUUGAUAAGCAGCAGUCUGAUGAUGUGUUAGUGGAAGCGAGUGAUCUCGCUCAUUGGGGUGAUCAUGAACAUGAUCAUAUGUAUGGGGAUGGAAAGGACACUGAUUUGAUUGAGGAUGAUGAAGAUAGUUUCAGACAGCCACUUGACGAUGUUGUGCCAUGGGAUCAGAUGAGAGCGGAUUGUAGGAGUAGUAAGAGUUUAUUGAGCGAGAAUUGUAAACCCGACAGAUGGUUGAAGGAUACUUGUGGUGAAUUUGAUGAGAAGAGCAUCCUAGAUUGUGAGGAUUCCAAGUUGAUAAAGCCUUCAAGACACGACGGUACAACAAUAAUGACAGAUUCUGGUGUAGUUGGUAUACAGGUGGACAGUUUCUAUCCCGAGAGUUCAAAGUGGUAUGAUUCUCCCUGCAGUUUGGAUCCUAGUGCAGACUGUGGGGAUAGUGGAUUCAGACCUGGGGAGAUCGUGUAAGUCAUAAACCUAAACCCACUUGUAGCUUGUUUAUACUGUAUAAGGUGCCAUAUGCCCCUCUUUUAAUGUUGACAGUGGGGUUGUAAAUUGUAUAUACGGAAGCUCAGAACCUGCCACACAUGCUUUUGGUGUUGUUACAAUGUGGUGGUUCCGUAAAUUGUGCUGUUGGCUUCCUGCACAGGUUUUCACCUUUUAACCCUUUCUUUUUAUAUUCUGAUUUUAUGUCGACUCUUCCAACAAUGCACAUAAUGAUUUUUAUUUUAUUUUUACCUUUCUUUAA